Molecule: messenger RNA, 2292 nt
Organism: Arachis ipaensis
Lineage: Eukaryota; Viridiplantae; Streptophyta; Magnoliopsida; Fabales; Fabaceae
Source: RefSeq, a predicted model, not a curated record
CCAAUUUCCUAAACUAAAUUGAUUGAAAAAGAAAAAGAAAAAGAACUGUUCCUGUGGGGUUUGGUUCUUCAGAAUAAACACUCACUUCCCUCCGUCUCCACCUUAACGGAACCCCCUUCCCUCCACCAUCAACCAUCGCCGCCGUAGGCCUUGCCACCGCUGACAGCCGCCGUCCGUCGUCCUACACUCAUUCAAACCGCAUCUCUAUUCCUCCACCUCAGAUCUGCGUUGAUGUCUUGGAUCCACCGUCGCCAAGGUCUUCCAGUUCCAGAGCCACCAUUGCUGCGUCGUCCUCAGAUCUACUCUUUCAAUUGAAAUUGCUUCCGACUUGUAGCUGUGGACUCGGGGAUUCAGAACUUGAGGAACCAGGAGGUCGAAAGCGGUGGAGAUCAUCAUCACAAUUGUUCUUCGUUUUCGUGAUAGAGUGCUAGCCAUCGUCAUCCACUUCUUCUUGGUGAUUGGCUUGAUUAUCAUAGCUUCUCUGUCACAUUGAUGAGUUAGAUCUGAAAAUAAAGAAGUAUCUCAGAGGAGAAGCUGCUUCUUUUGAGUUAAUCUUAAUUUGCAGGAUUUGAAAGAUAGGAAUCUCAAGCAUCAGCUAUCUGUCAGAGAAGAAUUAUAUGGCAAUCCUACGAAAGCUGUUGCCAAGGCAGAAAAGGCAACAAAGCUCAACCAAAAUGGGGUCACCUCAAAGAACUCCACAGGGUUUUGAAGUCCAUGGAAGAGAGUCUUACAAAUGGGAACGUUUCCCAAAUUGAUUUUGGAAACUCUGUCACGGCCACUGUGUAUGCCUCAGACAAAUCAUCAAGUUACUUCUUGACCAAUGCCAACACUACCACUGAUGCUACUGUUUCAUUUAGAGGAAGAACCUAUGCAGUUCCAGCAUGGUCUGUGAGCCUUCUACCUGAUUGUCAAAAUGAAGAGUAUAACAAAGCCAAGGUGAAUGUGCAAACCUCUGUGAUGGUUAAAGUAAGCAACAAAGCUGAAGAUGAGCCAAUGUCUUUGAAUUGGACAUGGAGGGCUGAGAAUGUUAAACAUGCUCUUCUUACUAAAGUCAAUGCCUCAGAGUCAGCACACAAACUCAUAGACCAGAAAAAUGCUGCUGAUGAUGCUAGUGACUAUCUUUGGUACAUUACAAGGCUCCAGCUUGAUCAAGAUGAUCCUGUUUGGAUUGAUGAUAUGUCCCUCAGAAUCAAUGGCAGUGGCCAUGUUCUCCAUGCAUUCGUCAAUGGACAACAUAUUGGGUCUCAUUGGGCCACUUAUGGAAUUCACAAUGACAAGUUUGAGACAAAGUUAAAGUUGCAGCCUGGAAAGAACACUAUCAGCUUGCUUAGUGUCACUGUUGGACUUCAGAACUAUGGGGGUAACUUUGACAAAUGGCAUGCUGGACUUGUUGGACCAAUUGAGUUGAUUAGUAGAAAGGGUGAUGAGACCAUAAUCAAGGAUAUCUCUCAACACAAAUGGUUGUACAAGGUUGGAUUGAAUGGUUGGGAUCACAAAUUCUUCAGUAGUGACUCACUCUUCGCUUCCCCUUCCAAAUGGGAAUCUCAAAGUCUUCCCACUAACAGAAUGUUAACUUGGUACAAGACAACUUUCAAGGCUCCUCUGGGGACAGACCCUGUUGUGGUGGACCUGCAAGGUAUGGGCAAAGGCUAUGCUUGGGUUAACGGCAAUAACAUCGGCCGCAUCUGGCCGAGUUACUUGGCCAGCAAAGAUGGUUGCAGCGAUGACCCAUGCGAUUAUCGCGGCAAAUAUGAUGACUCAAAAUGUGUUUGCAAUUGUGGAAAGCCCUCUCAAAGAUGAAACAGAAUGAAAAGAAAGGGGAGAGUGAGAAGAGAUACUACGACAGUAAGACUCAUGUCCAUGAAGACUGAAUGAUUUCUAAUUCUCGGCAUUAGACAUGGAAGCUUAGUAAAUUUGUAGGCCUUAUUUUAUUCUUUCUCUAUUAGUAAAAUGAAAUGAUAGUUCUGUACUAUUGUUCAAUUUGGACCAUAAUUGGACAUUGCUAUCUCUGCAUAUGAUUAAUCAUUUGCUAAACUGAUUUAGUCAGUGAUAUAUUUGUAGUUAACCAUGAUUAUUAUCUCCGAAUAAAUUCAUGGUUAAGUAUACCAUGGCUGAAUUAGUUUGGAAAAAUGAUCCAACUUUAUGAUUCAAGCUGAGCAAAGCUAUCAUUUUCACUUUAUUUUGGUUUUUGGUCUCUUUUCUAGAUUUAUCCCCUAGCUUUUUUUUAAUAACAUGUUACAUUUUAUUAUUGCUGUAUGUGGAUUUUAUGAGGAUUGAUUGUCUUUGGUCGAA